AGUGAACGGAAGAUGAAAAAAUUUUAACCCAAUUUUUUGUCCUCGCUUGUGCUCAAUUUUUCUCGAAUUUUAACCACCGAGCUCGUUGGAUUUCAGUGGAGAAAUCAAGAGCCGUCGACUUCUCCUUCGAUUAUAUUCCAUCCACCGAUUCGAUUCCGAUCGAUUAUUUGAUCGUCUACGCUACAAGAGCACGAGGCGAGAAUCCGUUUGCGUUUAGGCAGCGAGGUUGGGCUCUUAAUCCCUCAGCCAUUCUUUUCGACGAUCCACGAUCAUGGAUUCCGCUUCCAGCCCUGAAGAUCUACCUCGCUUCGCUGAGAUCGUCGUGAUUCGCCACGGAGAGACGGCGUGGAACGCCUCCAGAAUCUUGCAGGGGCAUUUGGACCCAGAGCUUAAUGAAAUUGGAAGGAAGCAGGCAAUUGUUGUGGCUGGUCGGCUGUCUAAAGAGCCUAAAUUUGCAGCUAUAUAUUCAUCUGACUUGAAGCGAGCUGCUGAAACUGCUAACAUUAUUGCAGACAUUUGUGGGCUACCAGAGGUAGUAUUGGAUUCAUCUUUGCGGGAAAGGCAUCUAGGUGAUCUCCAGGGCUUAACUUUACGUGAUUCUGCAAAGCUAAAACCUGAGGCCUACAAGAAAUUUCUUUCAAGCAAACGAGAUGAGAUUCCUGGAGGUGGAGAAAGUCUUGAUCAACUUAAUGAGCGAUGUGUUUCCUGUAUGCAGAAAAUUGCCAUGAAACACAUAGGAGAAAGAGUCAUUAUUGUCACCCACGGUGGGGUGUUGAGAGAACUUCAUGGACAUGCUGUUUCUGCACAGAGUAAAGAUGGGAAGAUACAUAAUACAUCUGUUAAUGUGUUCCUUGUUUCUGAGUGUGGUGAUUGGACUGUCAAAACAUGGGGAGACAUUAGCCAUCUUCAAGAAGUUGGAGUCCUCACCAAUGCAUUCGGAGGUGAUAAAAAUUCCGGAUGAGUGAGUACUUCUGAACAUGAAAACCCAGACACUAGCAACAAGUCCUCACCAAUGCAAGUUCAAGGCUAGCUUCUCAUGACGUUAUUGAUUUGAGAAAUUGGACUGACAAACUGCAGUCCUUUUUUGAAAGAAAGGCUUCUCAAGUCUUGUUUCAUUUCUGCUAAACAUGGAGGAGGCGUCUUUGCUAUUGUCUACAUCUCCAUUGGUAACGUACUGGUGCAAAUGCGAUGGUGUUUAUCCACUCCAACAAUUUGAACGACGUUUAAAUUAUUCAAUCUUCUUAUUUGUCCACUAUGCAUCUAAAA
Molecule: messenger RNA, 1266 nt
Organism: Zingiber officinale
Lineage: Eukaryota; Viridiplantae; Streptophyta; Magnoliopsida; Zingiberales; Zingiberaceae
Product: phosphoglycerate mutase-like protein 4
Exons: 6
Coding region: 272-961 (229 amino acids)
Cellular component (GO): cytosol; cytoplasm
Molecular function (GO): phosphatase activity
Source: RefSeq, a predicted model, not a curated record